Salvia hispanica is the source of this 2403-nucleotide messenger RNA. NCBI's taxonomy places the organism in Eukaryota, Viridiplantae, Streptophyta, Magnoliopsida, Lamiales, Lamiaceae. The record is from RefSeq and is a predicted model, not a curated record.
AUGACUUUUUCAGAAGAGAAAUAUGCAUGGCAGUGUAGUGUGAACGUAGCAAACUUUGUGACAGUGCGGCCGAGCAGUGGGGGAGAUGAUGAAACAAAUGAAUUCAAAGACUGGAAAGAGCAGAUGAUUUGCCUUCUGGAGAGCCGGGAUGUGAUGGGGUUCGUCAACAGUGAAAUUGUGGCACCAGAGAAAGAGGAGAUUGAGCAGUACAAGUUGUGGAGAAGAACGGACAGACUUGUCAAAGGAUGGAUUCUUGGAUCAGUCGGAACAGACGUGCUUCACCGACUGCGGGGUAGUGAAACUGCAAGAGACGUAUGGCUUCAAUUGGAAAACAUUUUCAAACAAGAAGACGACGACGAAGAAGAAGUAUACCAGGCAAUAAUGAGAGAUAACUGGCAGUCCACUAAGAAUAACUUCCCAGACUUAAACGACUUAAGCACCAACAUUAUAUCUUCACGUUUGGAAACAAUUCUCCACAUAGCCGUUUUGGCUGGAAAAAACGAUUUAGUGAUCAAGAUGGUGGAAAUAAUGCCACCAGAGGCGCUGGCCUUCAAGAAUUCCCGUGGAGAUACUGCCUUACACAAUAUUGCCAUUGUUGGAAAUACAGUAGCAGCAAUUGCUUUGGUUGGCAAAAAUCCAAAUUUACUUCAUAUUAUGAACAAUGAUAACGACUUGCCAGUGGUCGUAGCAGCUGUAAAUUGCCAAAAGAAAACGCUAGAAUAUUUGAUAUUGCAGCACGAGACCAACUCUGGCGAUCACCCUUCUAUAUUUCAGGGUCAAAUUGGAGUCGAUCUCUUGAAUGCAAUAAUAUCUUCUGAAUAUGUUGAUAUUGCAUUGGAUUUGACUCAUAAAUACCCAAAUUUGGCUCAAAGGGUACAUGACAAGUCCGGUAAUUCCGCACUAUCAGUCAUUGCUCAGACCGACACCUUAUUCCCAAGGACAGACGCUUUCACCUGGUGGCAAAAGUUUGCUUACCGUUGUAUUCGUAUAAAAACCAAUUCUGAAGAGGAAUCUGGUCGCACGACACAUGAUGUAUCCCAUGACAUUGAAAAUUUAAAUUGCCAUAGUGCAUCGCAUUGGAAGUACUUGUUUCACAUUAUCUCUCGAGGAAAGCUACACUUAUCAUUUCCAUUAUAUAUAUCGCUCAUACUUUACAAAGUCCUUUCCAAAUUUGUAACGAUUAUUAGAAUCUAUUGGUGGAAGAAGUUGGAUUACAUGAUUUGGUAUGUCAUCGAAAAUUUAGUGCCUAACGUGAAGGAGCUGAGGGAGAAAAAAUCAACGAGAGCACAAGCACUACAACUUGCGAAGCACUUGUGCGACCAAAUAAUAACUUUACCUGGAAAUGAGGCUUUACCGAUAUUUGAGAAAUCUAUUCAUAAUGCGGCCAUCUUUGGGAUUAGUGAGCUUGUGGAAAUGAUAAUAGACGCAUAUCCUUUGACUAUUUAUUAUAGAGACCCUAAGACGAAGAAGGAUGUGUUUAUGCUGGCAGCGGCCUAUCGCUUUGAGAAUGUUAUCAACCUCUUCCAUAAUAUGAACGACCGCAAAUAUACGUUUUGGGGGCGUGCAGACCGUCAGAGAAACAAUUACAUGCACAUAUGUGGAAAAUUAGCCCCAUCUGACAGGCUCAAUCUUGUAGCUGGUCCUGCUCUACAAAUGCAGCGCGAAUUGCAGUGGUUUAAGGAGAUGGAAAAUUUUGUCCCUGCUUCACGCAGAACAUGGAACAACAAAGAAAUGCAAACUCCACAGAUGUUAUUCACAAGGGAGCACGAAAAGCUAAAAGAAGCUGGAGAGAAGUGGAUGAAAGACACGGCUAAUGCAUGCACCAUCGUGGCAGCACUAAUUGCAACAGUCAUGUUCGCUGCAGCUUUCACUGUUCCUGGUGGGAUUGAAGAAGCAUCCGGCAAGCCACUUCUGUCAAACAAGCCUCCAUUCAUGUUGUUUGCAGUGUCGGAUGCCAUAUCCUUGUUCACUUCCAUAACUUCUCUGCUCCUGUUCCUUUCCAUCCUUACUUCACGUUAUGCAGAAGAGGAUUUCUUGUAUGUUUUACCCAAGAGGUUAAGCAUGGGCCUUGUUACCCUCUUCGUAUCCAUUAUAUUUAUGUUGGCUGCGUUUAGUGCUACGCUCUACAUGGUGCUUCAAAGAGAUGCAACGUGGUUUGUGGUGCUUCUCAUGGCAUUCGCUUGCUUACCCAUUGCAUCAUUCGUGCUGCUACAGUUUCCACUCCUUGUAGACGUCAUUUAUUCAACUUAUGGCCCUGGUGUUUUUAAUAAGAAAACCAAACGUCGUCUCUAAUAAGCUCAUAUAUAGUUACGGUUGUUAGUAUUGGACUUAUUUUCUUGCACUUUACUCCCAAUUUCCCUUGCAUGUUGUUGUUAAGAAUAUUAAGUAGUUUGUACUUGUAUU